CGUUCUCUCUCUCUCCCUCUCGACCCUUCGCACCGUCGACGAAGAAGAAAAUGGCGAUGAUGGUCGGCGCCGCGCCGCGCCGGCUUACGAGCCGAUCGAACCCGUUUCAGUUGGCCCGGCUCGUCGGCUCGGCCCUGAUCCGGUCGAUCUCGACCGGGUUCAGGGAGGAGUGGGACACCCUCGGCCCGGUUCAGGUUCCCGCCGACAAGUUGUGGGGAGCUCAGACGCAGAGGUCGCUGCAGAAUUUUAACAUUGGCGGCGAGCGCGAGCGAAUGCCGGAGCAGAUCAUCCGAGCAUUCGGUGUACUUAAGAAAUGCGCCGCCAAGGUGAACAUGGAGUAUGGUCUGGAUCCGACGAUUGGGAAAGCAAUAAUGCAAGCAGCUCAAGAGGUUGCGGAUGGUAAAUUGGAUGAUCAUUUCCCGCUUGUCAUCUGGCAGACUGGUAGUGGGACGCAGAGCAACAUGAAUGCCAACGAGGUGAUAGCAAAUAGAGCAGCUGAGAUUCUUGGGCAUAAGCGCGGUGAGAAGUUUGUGCAUCCAAAUGACCAUGUUAAUAGGUCGCAAUCUUCCAAUGAUACAUUUCCAACUGUUAUGCACAUAGCUGCCGUUGGGGAAAUCAACUCCAGGUUUAUACCCAGCUUGAAACAGUUGCACAGUGCACUUCAUGCAAAGACUAUUGAGUUCAAAGAUAUAAUUAAGAUUGGCCGUACUCAUACUCAGGAUGCUACUCCUUUGACGCUUGGUCAAGAAUUCAGUGGUUAUACAACACAAGUUAAAUAUGGCAUUGAUCGAAUAGUGGGCACUUUGCCUCGGAUGUAUCAGCUUGCACAAGGUGGAACUGCUGUGGGGACUGGGUUAAACACAAAAAAGGGAUUUGAUGUUAAAAUUGCCGCUGCAGUGGCCGAGGAAACAAAUCUACCUUUUGUCACAGCAGAAAACAAGUUUGAAGCAUUAGCGGCACAUGAUGCUUUUGUUGAGACUAGUGGUGCCGUAAACACAAUUGCUGCUUCUCUUAUGAAGAUCGGGAACGACAUACGGCUACUAGGAAGUGGACCACGCUGUGGACUCGGCGAGCUUAUCUUACCUGAAAAUGAGCCAGGCAGCAGUAUUAUGCCUGGAAAGGUCAAUCCCACUCAGUGUGAAGCUCUAACCAUGGUUUGUGCUCAGGUGAUGGGUAAUGAUGUUGCAAUCACAAUUGGAGGAUCAAACGGACAUUUUGAGCUCAAUGUGUAUAAGCCGCUAAUAGCUAGUGCUCUUCUUCGAUCUUUGAGGUUACUGGGCGAUGCCUCUUCAUCUUUCGAGAAGAACUGCGUCAGGGGGAUAAAAGCUAAUCAUCAAAGAAUCUCAAAAUUGCUGCACGAGUCUCUGAUGCUGGUCACAUCUUUAAAUCCUAAAAUUGGUUAUGACAAGGCUGCAGCUGUAGCCAAGAAAGCUCACAAAGAAGGAACUACACUGAAGGAAGCUGCAUUAAGUCUUGGAGUUCUCACAGAAGAAGAAUUUAACGAACUUGUCGUACCGGAGAAGAUGAUCGGCCCUUCCGAUUAGUCGCAUAGUACUAAUUUUCCUCCUUACUUUGCCCCCAAAUAAUCUAGAGCAUCUCUUUUUUGCUCCUCUACACGAGUAUUAAUUCCUCUUUUUUCUUUUCUUUCAAAUAUCUGUGCCAUGCCACUUUUGAUGUUACACUUAAUAGUUUUGAGAGAUCUACAGGGUGAAUUUUUAUUAAUGUAAAAAUAAACUAAAUAAUUUUGUCACACUUAUUCUUUGUGCUUGAAUAAUUAAUUAUUUCCCAUUUAUGAAA
Ananas comosus (pineapple) is the source of this 1797-nucleotide messenger RNA. Its product is annotated as fumarate hydratase 1, mitochondrial-like. The record is from RefSeq and is a predicted model, not a curated record. The transcript has 17 exons. Gene Ontology annotation, cellular component: tricarboxylic acid cycle heteromeric enzyme complex; mitochondrion. Bases 51 to 1544 code for a protein of 497 amino acids. Gene Ontology annotation, molecular function: fumarate hydratase activity. NCBI's taxonomy places the organism in Eukaryota, Viridiplantae, Streptophyta, Magnoliopsida, Poales, Bromeliaceae. Gene Ontology annotation, biological process: tricarboxylic acid cycle; malate metabolic process; fumarate metabolic process.